This is a messenger RNA of Trichomonas vaginalis G3, 957 nucleotides long. Its product is annotated as tRNA dihydrouridine synthase protein. The record is from RefSeq and is a predicted model, not a curated record. NCBI's taxonomy places the organism in Eukaryota, Parabasalia, Trichomonadida, Trichomonadidae. Gene Ontology annotation, molecular function: flavin adenine dinucleotide binding; tRNA dihydrouridine synthase activity. Gene Ontology annotation, biological process: tRNA processing. The coding region runs from base 1 to 957 and encodes 318 amino acids. The transcript has a single exon.
AUGGAUUCACAUUCUCAAAAAGCCUGGAAAUGGUGGAAGAAAUUCGGUGAAAAGCCGAUUUGUUUAGCUCCAAUGGCUGAAAUCAGUGAUUUAUCCUGGAGAAUGCUCAUUAGAAAUCAUGGAGUAAAAGUUUGUUGGACUGGCAUGUUAAAUGCUCAUCAAUGGUCUCAAGGAUCAGGAUAUCAGAACAAAUUCUUUAACACAUGUCCGGAAGAUCAUCCUUUAAUCGCACAAAUUGCAGGUUCAAAUGAGGACCAAGAUCUAAUUGUUGCUGCUGCUAAAGAUUUAGCAAAAUAUGCAGAUGGAGUUGAUGUAAAUCUCGGAUGUACACAGAAAAUUGCAAGUAGAAGUGAAUAUGGUUACUUUAUGGUAGAUAAUUGUCAGAAGCGAGAAAAAACGCUUGAAUUGUUCAGAAGAUUAUGUAAAGAAGUUAACUGUCCUAUUUGCGCCAAAAUAAGAAUCUUUAUUGACGAUUCUGGAGAAGUUAGCGAAAAAAUUACAAUUGAUUUUGCAAAAAAGCUCGAAGAGGCAGGAGUAUCAUUAUUGCAAGUUCAUGGUCGUGCAGAACAUAGAAAUAAGCAAGCAGACGUUUACAAUGAAAUAAUUAAACAUAUUGUUCAAGCUGUGAACAUUCCUGUGGUUGCCAAUGGUGGUAUUAACACUGUUGAAGAUGCUCACAAGUUCAUGGAAGAAACAGGAGCUGCUGGAGUGUCUGUAGCUCAAGCUUUGUUAAAAGACCCAACUGCAUUCGAUCCAACAGGAAAGAAACCGAGAAAAGAUUACGCACUUGAAUAUCUGAACCUCAGCAAAGAAAAAGGAGUCAGAUUUUUCGGUCCUAAGAAACAUAUUUUUAUUUUCUAUGAAAAGGAGAUCCGCGAGAACAAAGAACUUGCAAAACAGAUUGAGCAAUCUACAACAAUUGAGCAAUUAAUAGAAUUUGUCAAUGCUCAUCCUUAA